CCCGGAAGAAUUGGCCCCCUUUUUCUUCUCUCCUCUCCUCUCGAUUGAGCGUUUGAACGGGACAAGAAUGAGCGAUCCGUCCCGCGGAGAGAAGACGACCAGACGCGGUGCCGCCGCCGCCGUACACCCGUCGGGGCUCACAUCCGCGUCUUAGACCUUUUUCGGCGGCUCGACGUGCGGCGAAAGGCGUCCGUCCGGGUGCGAGCAGCGACGCCCCUGAAAAAACACCCCUCGCCCUGCUUACAAAUCGGCUGGAAGGAAUUGUUUCCCCGCAGUGUGUGAUUAGACAACCGUGCGGUUCUGUGCGUGUGUGUGUGUGUGUCGUACAGCCGGAAGAAGUAAAAAAAAAAAAAAAAAAAAAAGAUAGAAAAAAAAAAAAACAUGGCUGAACUGCAUGUUGUGGAGCCGAGCGGGACCAUCGAGCAGCCGGAGCACCGCGACGUUCGCGGCUCUCUGCGCCUCGCUUCGCCCACACUCAUGGUCCCGCCGCGGAGCAGCCAGCUCAGCCCCGGCGGGGUGUCGAGCGGCGGCGGCGGGCGCUCCGUGUUCGGGUUCCCGGCGAAGAGCAACGCGGGCUCCCCGGCCGAACCGGCGGAAAAGCCCGGUUCGCGCUGGGUUCGGCUGAACGUCGGCGGCACGUACUUCGUCACCACCAAACAGACGCUGUGUCGCGACCCGAAGUCGUUCCUGUUCCGGCUGUGUCAAGAGGAUCCCGAUCUGGACUCCGACAAGGACGAGACCGGCGCCUUCCUGAUCGACCGGGACCCCACGUACUUCGGCCCCAUCCUCAACUACCUCCGGCACGGGAAGCUGAUCAUGGAUAAGAACCUGGCCGAGGAAGGGGUUCUGGAGGAAGCAGAGUUCUACAACAUUGCGUCCCUGGUGCGGCUGGUGAAGGAGAGGAUACGGGACAACGAGAACCGGACCUCUCAGGGACCCGUGAAGCACGUGUAUCGAGUGCUUCAGUGCCAAGAGGAGGAGCUCACGCAGAUGGUCUCGACCAUGUCGGACGGCUGGAAGUUUGAGCAGCUCAUAAGUAUCGGCUCCUCUUAUAACUACGGCAACGAGGACCAGGCCGAGUUUCUAUGUGUCGUCUCCCGGGAGCUCAACAACUCCACCAACGGCAUCGUCAUCGAGCCCACCGAGAAGGCAAAGAUCCUUCAGGAGCGAGGCUCGAGGAUGUGAGGAGACGCCGAGAUCACCUUUCAGCAACGAAAAAAAAACUAUAACGCAGAACUUUUCUCUCCCGUUUUCAUUGUGAUCCACAAGUUCACCCGUCCGCCAUCAGCACCCUGAGGCGACAGGGCGCCGACCUUCCUCUUUCUCCUCCUCCUCCUCCUCCUCCAUCAACGGAGUAUGAAAGGGAUUACAGGCGAGCGGGUUUCCUCAAAGCUCUCGCGAUGCUGGUGGACGCUCAGCAUAGAGCUUCUGCUCAUCUUCAUCAUCCUCAUCAUCCUCAUCAGCAGCAGCAUCACUUUUGCAUUAAGCUUAGUUGUCAGAAUUCCUCCUCACGACUCUGCGAACUUUAACCGUAUCCAACGAACAGGACGCCCCCCCCCGCCCCCGCUCCCAGCGCCUCCUUUCAGUCGUCCUGAACCUCCUCCUCUCCUCAUCUUCCGCAUCCUCGUCCUGCCCUGCUCCCAGCAGCUGGCCUCCGCUCGGUCGCCUCCGGGAAGAACAUUUGGGGAUAUUUCAGCUCGCAAAAAAAGAAAGAAAGAAGAAAGCAACUGACUCCAAAUGAACAAUUUAUGAACUGAACAUUUUAUGGAGGCCUGUGAGGAGCCUAUGUACAUCUAUAUCGGGUCACACUAGGAUGACCUUUUAUGAAAAUGGUGUAAUUACUGAUUUCUGUAUCCUGGUUCAUUUCCAUAUUUGCGAUGGCUGAGUUGACUUUAAGCGACGGGAGAGAAUAAGUUUCCAUGACCCCGAGGAAGUGUGUGCAGCGCCUCUCUGCUUUUUAGUGUCCACCGACACGAUUAAUCGGCUGCACGUGUUCCUCCUGCUUUGAUCUCUCGCAUAUCUUGACAAUUGUAAAUUAGAGGAAGAGGACAUUAUGUCCCAGAUCACUCGGCUGAGGUUCGGUUCUCUUCACGGUGCUGAUUUUAAGACGCGUAACGACUCUCCAUUAUCACUCUGAAAGUUUGAUUUUAUUUUUUAUUUUUUCAAAAUAAUUUAUUGUGAAAUGAACUGUUUGACAGUGAGAGAAAUGUGCAUUUACAAAAACUCAACAAAGUAACUUGAGAGCGAGUCGGAUAACUAAUUAAUACAUGAACAGAAGAUUAAGCAUUUUUCUCUUUUGCCUUUUGAGGAACUAAAACCAGGGAGUUUUUAUCUUUUUAAUUGAAUCAAACUGCCAAGAAUAUUAAGUUACUUUUUGUUUUUCGAGCAGCUUAACGCAGAGUUUCACACAUAUCAGACGGGAAACCUCAAACUUACAUGUUAGAUAUCUGAAAUGCAAAAAAAAAAAAGAA
Molecule: messenger RNA, 2471 nt
Organism: Pungitius pungitius (ninespine stickleback)
Lineage: Eukaryota; Metazoa; Chordata; Actinopteri; Perciformes; Gasterosteidae
Gene: kctd2
Product: potassium channel tetramerization domain containing 2
Exons: 6
Coding region: 382-1185 (267 amino acids)
Biological process (GO): proteasome-mediated ubiquitin-dependent protein catabolic process; protein homooligomerization
Cellular component (GO): cytoplasm; Cul3-RING ubiquitin ligase complex
Molecular function (GO): cullin family protein binding
Source: RefSeq, a predicted model, not a curated record